Capra hircus (goat) is the source of this 5558-nucleotide messenger RNA. It is a transcript of the gene GRIN1, whose product is annotated as glutamate ionotropic receptor NMDA type subunit 1. Bases 445 to 3612 code for a protein of 1055 amino acids. The transcript is spliced from 18 exons. Gene Ontology annotation, molecular function: NMDA glutamate receptor activity. The record is from RefSeq and is a predicted model, not a curated record. Gene Ontology annotation, cellular component: synapse; NMDA selective glutamate receptor complex; plasma membrane. Gene Ontology annotation, biological process: ionotropic glutamate receptor signaling pathway; chemical synaptic transmission; monoatomic ion transport. Lineage: Eukaryota; Metazoa; Chordata; Mammalia; Artiodactyla; Bovidae.
GGCGCCCCCGCUCCCGCUCCGCGCUGGGAAGCGGGGGCGGCAGGAGGGGCAGGCGACGCUAGCCGCGCUCGCCGCUCCGCAGUCGCUGCAGCCGCCGCAGCGUCGGGACCGGGACCAGCGAAGCCCGCGGAGGAGCUGCCGCCGCCGUGUCCUCGCGGCGCGAGGCACCCGGAGCGGCAGCGAGACCCGCUUCAGCACCGCGGACAGCGCCCGCCGCCCGGGCCGCGCUCCAGGGACCCACGCGCUCCGGGGGCUGCCCGGCUGGCCGAAGCCUCGCGGCACGCGUCCCUCUCGCGGGUGUCGCAGAACUAAGGCUCCCGGGGAAGACGCGGCGCCCUCCGUCCGCGGGAUCGGGCGCGCGCAGGACGGCCGGGGCUUCCCGCUGGGGAUGCACGGACGGCCCCGUGUUCGCGCCGCCCAGAGCCAGGGCGCUGCCCGGAGCCCAUGAGCACCAUGCGCCUGCUGACUCUCGCCCUGCUUUUCUCCUGCUCCUUCGCCCGCGCCGCCUGCGACCCCAAGAUCGUCAACAUCGGCGCGGUGCUGAGCACGCGGAAGCACGAGCAGAUGUUCCGCGAGGCUGUGAAUCAGGCCAACAAGCGGCAUGGCUCCUGGAAGAUCCAGCUCAACGCCACCUCCGUCACCCACAAGCCCAACGCCAUCCAGAUGGCCCUGUCUGUGUGCGAAGACCUCAUCUCCAGCCAGGUCUACGCCAUCCUAGUUAGCCACCCACCUACCCCCAACGACCACUUCACACCCACCCCCGUCUCCUACACAGCCGGCUUCUACCGCAUCCCCGUCCUGGGGCUGACCACGCGCAUGUCCAUCUACUCAGACAAGAGCAUCCACCUGAGCUUCCUGCGCACCGUGCCGCCCUACUCCCACCAGUCCAGCGUCUGGUUCGAGAUGAUGCGCGUCUACAGCUGGAACCACGUCAUCCUCCUGGUCAGCGACGACCACGAAGGGCGGGCGGCCCAGAAACGCCUGGAGACGCUGCUGGAGGAGCGCGAGUCCAAGAGUAAAAAAAGGAACUAUGAAAACCUCGACCAACUGUCCUAUGACCACAAGCGCGGACCCAAGGCGGAGAAGGUGCUGCAGUUCGACCCGGGGACCAAGAACGUGACGGCCCUGCUGAUGGAGGCGCGGGAGCUGGAGGCCCGGGUCAUCAUCCUCUCCGCCAGCGAGGACGACGCUGCCACCGUGUACCGCGCAGCCGCGAUGCUGAACAUGACGGGCUCGGGGUACGUGUGGCUGGUGGGGGAGCGCGAGAUCUCGGGGAACGCCCUGCGCUACGCCCCGGACGGCAUCAUCGGGCUGCAGCUCAUCAACGGCAAGAACGAGUCGGCGCACAUCAGCGACGCCGUGGGCGUGGUGGCCCAGGCCGUGCACGAGCUACUCGAGAAGGAGAACAUCACCGACCCGCCGCGGGGCUGCGUGGGCAACACCAACAUCUGGAAGGCCGGGCCGCUCUUCAAGAGGGUGCUGAUGUCUUCCAAGUACGCAGACGGGGUGACCGGCCGCGUGGAGUUCAAUGAGGACGGGGACCGGAAGUUUGCCAACUACAGCAUCAUGAACCUGCAGAACCGCAAGCUGGUGCAAGUGGGCAUCUACAACGGCACGCACGUCAUUCCCAACGACAGGAAGAUCAUCUGGCCGGGCGGAGAGACCGAGAAACCGCGCGGCUAUCAGAUGUCCACCAGGCUGAAGAUCGUGACGAUCCACCAGGAGCCCUUUGUGUAUGUCAAGCCUACGCUGAGCGACGGCACGUGCAAGGAGGAGUUCACCGUUAACGGGGACCCGGUCAAGAAGGUGAUCUGCACCGGGCCCAAUGACACGUCGCCGGGCAGCCCGCGCCACACUGUGCCUCAGUGCUGCUACGGCUUCUGCAUCGAUCUGCUCAUCAAGCUGGCGCGGACCAUGAACUUCACUUAUGAGGUUCACCUGGUGGCCGACGGCAAGUUCGGCACGCAGGAGCGGGUAGGAGUGGUCCCUAGGAGCCGGCGCAGGACCGGGGCCUGCUCCCUGGAGGGUCUUCGGCGGGCGGGGCCUGAGCCUGGGAGGAGUCUGGAGUGGGUGACCCAUGAGAUGGGUCGGGGUGGGAGCCUGUCUGGGGAGUGGGGUCCGCGGUGUCCGCGUCCCCACCGGCGGGUCGCCCCACAGGUGAACAACAGCAAUAAAAAGGAAUGGAACGGGAUGAUGGGCGAGCUGCUCAGCGGGCAGGCGGACAUGAUCGUGGCCCCGCUGACCAUCAACAACGAGCGCGCGCAGUACAUCGAGUUCUCAAAGCCCUUCAAGUACCAGGGCCUGACCAUUCUGGUCAAGAAGGAGAUCCCCCGGAGCACGCUGGACUCGUUCAUGCAGCCCUUCCAGAGCACGCUGUGGCUGCUGGUGGGGCUGUCUGUGCACGUGGUGGCCGUGAUGCUGUACCUGCUGGACCGCUUCAGCCCCUUCGGCCGGUUCAAAGUGAACAGCGAGGAGGAGGAGGAGGAUGCGCUGACCCUGUCUUCGGCUAUGUGGUUCUCCUGGGGCGUCCUGCUCAACUCAGGCAUCGGGGAAGGUGAGGCGACGCCAGGCCAGGGCCCCGUCCCGCCCCGCCGCCCGCCCCGAGCUGACGGUCCUCUGCCCGCAGGCGCCCCCAGAAGCUUCUCGGCGCGCAUCCUGGGCAUGGUGUGGGCGGGGUUCGCCAUGAUCAUUGUGGCAUCCUACACCGCCAACCUGGCAGCCUUCCUGGUGCUGGACCGGCCGGAAGAGCGCAUCACCGGCAUCAACGACCCGCGACUGCGGAAUCCCUCGGACAAGUUCAUCUACGCGACGGUGAAACAGAGCUCGGUGGACAUCUACUUCCGGCGGCAGGUGGAGCUGAGCACCAUGUACCGCCAUAUGGAGAAGCACAACUACGAGAGCGCCGCGGAGGCCAUCCAGGCCGUGCGCGACAACAAGCUGCACGCCUUCAUCUGGGACUCGGCGGUGCUGGAGUUCGAGGCCUCGCAGAAGUGCGACCUGGUGACCACGGGCGAGCUCUUCUUCCGCUCUGGUUUCGGCAUCGGCAUGCGCAAGGACAGCCCCUGGAAGCAGAACGUCUCCCUGUCCAUCCUCAAGUCCCACGAGAACGGCUUCAUGGAAGACCUGGACAAGACGUGGGUUCGGUACCAGGAGUGCGAUUCGCGCAGCAACGCCCCUGCUACCCUCACCUUCGAGAAUAUGGCAGGGGUCUUCAUGCUGGUGGCUGGAGGCAUCGUGGCUGGGAUCUUCCUGAUCUUCAUCGAGAUCGCCUAUAAACGGCACAAGGACGCCCGGCGGAAGCAGAUGCAGCUGGCGUUUGCGGCAGUGAACGUGUGGAGAAAGAACCUGCAGGAUAGAAAGAGUGGUAGAGCAGAGCCCGACCCUAAAAAGAAAGCCACACUUAGGGCUAUCACCUCCACCCUGGCCUCCAGCUUCAAGAGACGUAGGUCCUCCAAAGACACGGUAAGGGGAAGAGCGCCCAGUCCCACGUGUCCGACUCUCCCCUCGCCCCCGUGUCUGUGUCCCGUGCGUCAGGCCCGCCCUCGCCAUCCCACCAUCCGCCUCCGCCCGCGUGGCCCUUCUGCGCUCACCGCUGCCCGCCCGGCACACUAGGGCCUCUCUCGGACUCUGGGCCCCUCUCUCGGCCCUCGCCCGCGGGCCCGCCCGCUGGGUUGUCUUCCCCGUGUGUCUCUGCGUUAGUCUGCCCCCCGUGCCAUGAUGCCACGCGCCAUCUUAAAGCCAUGUCAUGUCGUUGGUCAGCCGGCCAGCCUCCCCACUCAGGGCUGUGCCCGCAGCCCCGGGCGCACAGGGCCACCCCGUCCCGGGCUCCUCAGCCGUCAGGAGGCCACACCACCUCCCUGUCGCGCCCGUCCCUCCAGCUUCUCCCAGGCAGAGGCCCACUGCCCUCGCUCCCUCCCUGCGACGUCCGUGGAGGGGAGCCUGUGGCGUCCCACCGUCCAUCUGUCUGGCUGCCAGCCCUGCCACCCAGACGCCUGUCUCUCGUGCCUCACCAGAGCCAUGCCUGUCGCAUCCCCUCCGUGUGGUCUCUGUGUGGGCCGGGGCUGGGGGGCCGGGCCCGGCUCCAUCUGGGUGGACGGCUGGGGCCUGGAGUUGGCACAGGCCCCUGGCCACAGGGGCCGUCAGAUGGGGAACGGGUGGGACCAGAGGCGGCAGCUCCCACCCCAGGCCGAGCAGGGGCCCUGCGGGAGGCGUGCUGGCAGCACCUGGGGGUCUGAGAAUGGGGCGGGGGGGUGGCCCCGAAAGCUGUGGCUGGCAAGCCUUGGGCACCGAGGCUCAGGGAGGGGAGACCCCCAUGUAGGGGAGCAGUGCUUCAGCGCCUGACCCCCAGCCCCUUCAGAGCCUGAGCCAAGGGUUCCCUGCCUUCCCGCCUGGGCAGCCUGUCUCUGUCCCAGGUGUGUGUGCUUGAACCCCAGGCCUCCAAGACUGGCCUAGCCCUGCUGGGAGCGUCCCCGGGCGAGGAGGGCCCGCCCAGGGCCAGCACAGCCCUCAGCCCAUCAGCUUCCCCGCGGUUCAGGGGCGGCUUGUCCUCCUGUCCACAAGGAGCCCCCAGUUCACAGGCAGCAUCACCCCAGCCUUACGAUCCAGGUGGAAGCAGGAUUUGUAGCCCCUGCCCACAGCGCGAGGGAAGAGGGGCAGGCGCAGGACAGACAGGGCGCAGCGCAGAGCCAUCCAGGUCUGGGGUGAGGUCACCGCCUGCCCCAAAGGGGCCCGUGAGGCCAGGCUACUCCACUGCUAGGGCUCAGCACAGGCAGAGUGGCUGGACAGGGGCGGCCCGAGGGGCUGAGCACAGGCCUGGAGCCCUGCAGCUCGGGAACUGGGUGGGGCCUGAGCCAGGGGCCCCGCCGGGGGCUGGGAGGGCCAGCAAGGACCAGUGGUGGGGCAGCCGGGGAGGGGGCGCCCAGCAGACAGAGCUCUGGGGCCAGGCAGGCGAAAGGAGGGGCAGGAGAGUUACAUAGGCAGUGGGCCACUUUCCGAGGGCAACAGAAUCCCACCCCCGUCCCGGCCCAGAGCCCACUCACAAGCCCCUUAGCUGGCCUGGGCGCAGCUCAGAGACCCUCAGGGUGCCUGUCCCGGGACACGCUCCCAGCAGACUCCUUGCCCGAGCCUCCCCGGGGACCACCCUCCAGGCCAGCUCUGGUGCCACGUGGCAUCUGGGGCUGGCCGGCCCUGCAGGGAUGACUGGGGACACUGCCAGCUGGGGGCUGGGCAGGGGAGGGCAGCCCAGCCCCCCCACCGUUUCCGGCUGGGCACCUGCUCGGAGGGAGGCCUGGGUGGGGGGCUCUGUUGGGAGGGGUGGGGUCAGUGCGGCCGCUGAGAUGCGCUGCCCCUGUCCCGUGGCUGGUCUGGGCCAGGGCGGCACUGGGCGCUCAGGGCUGGGUCCCUGGCGGCCGGCGGGGCCAGCGGGUAUUGAUUGUUGGUUCUUAUUUAUAGAGCACCGGGGGUGGACGCGGCGCUUUGCAAAACCAAAAAGACACAGUGCUGCCGCGACGCGCUGUUGAGAGGGAGGAGGGCCAGCUGCAGAUGUGUGCCCGGCAUAG